Messenger RNA from Ruditapes philippinarum (Manila clam), 1779 nucleotides. Its product is annotated as tubulin beta chain-like. Gene Ontology annotation, molecular function: structural constituent of cytoskeleton; GTP binding; GTPase activity. Lineage: Eukaryota; Metazoa; Mollusca; Bivalvia; Venerida; Veneridae. Gene Ontology annotation, cellular component: microtubule; cytoplasm. The record is from RefSeq and is a predicted model, not a curated record. Gene Ontology annotation, biological process: microtubule cytoskeleton organization; mitotic cell cycle. The coding region runs from base 108 to 1445 and encodes 445 amino acids. The transcript is spliced from 4 exons.
GGGUAUAUAUAACGAGAGAGCUGUUACUAAAGGCUACAAGGCAGAAAGAACUUGAAGAGGAAGUUACAAUUUUCAGUGUUCAAUAAAAAUACAGACAAACAGACAAAAUGAGAGAAAUCGUGCACAUACAAGCUGGCCAGUGCGGUAACCAGAUCGGCGCCAAAUUCUGGGAAGUCAUCUCCGACGAGCACGGUAUUGACCCCACCGGUACCUACCACGGAGACUCUGACCUCCAGCUCGAGAGAAUCAACGUUUACUACAAUGAAGCCACAGGUGGUAAAUAUGUACCCAGAGCAGUACUUGUUGAUUUGGAACCCGGAACCAUGGACUCUGUCAGAUCUGGACCAUUCGGACAGGUGUUCAGACCAGACAACUUUGUGUUCGGACAGAGCGGUGCCGGAAACAACUGGGCUAAGGGACAUUACACAGAAGGUGCCGAAUUAGUAGACUCUGUAUUAGAUGUUGUACGAAAGGAGGCUGAGAGUUGUGACUGUCUUCAGGGAUUCCAACUUACACAUUCACUUGGUGGUGGUACCGGCUCCGGUAUGGGAACACUUUUGAUCAGCAAAAUCCGUGAAGAAUACCCCGACAGAAUCAUGAACACAUUCUCAGUUGUGCCAUCUCCAAAGGUAUCUGACACCGUUGUUGAACCAUACAAUGCUACCCUCUCAGUCCAUCAGCUCGUUGAGAACACCGACGAGACAUACUGCAUUGACAACGAGGCCUUGUACGAUAUCUGCUUCAGAACCUUGAAACUCACCACCCCAACAUACGGUGACUUGAACCAUCUCGUCUCUGCCACCAUGUCUGGAGUCACCACUUGUCUCCGAUUCCCAGGUCAGUUGAACGCCGAUCUCCGUAAAUUGGCCGUCAACAUGGUCCCCUUCCCACGUCUCCACUUCUUCAUGCCAGGAUUCGCCCCACUUACCUCCCGUGGAAGUCAACAGUACAGAGCUCUUACCGUCCCCGAGCUCACCCAACAGAUGUUCGAUGCCAAGAACAUGAUGGCUGCAUGCGACCCACGUCACGGCAGAUACCUCACAGUUGCCACCAUGUUCCGUGGACGUAUGUCCAUGAAGGAGGUUGAUGAACAGCUCCUCAACGUCCAGAACAAGAACAGCAGCUACUUUGUUGAAUGGAUCCCCAACAACGUCAAGACAGCUGUCUGUGACAUCCCACCACGUGGUCUUAAGAUGUCCGCCACCUUCAUUGGUAACAGCACCGCCAUCCAGGAACUCUUCAAGCGUAUCUCCGAACAGUUCACCGCUAUGUUCCGUCGUAAGGCUUUCUUGCAUUGGUACACUGGUGAGGGUAUGGACGAGAUGGAAUUCACUGAAGCCGAAUCCAACAUGAACGAUUUGGUCUCUGAAUACCAACAGUACCAGGAUGCCACCGCCGAGGAGGAGGGAGAAUUCGAUGAGGAAGAAGGAGAGGAAGAGGCUUAAACUACCAAAAAACAAAUGACACUUGUAACAUCUAAGAUAUGAACAAAAAUAGCACCAUCUUUGAUCUGAUGUGCACGAAAUACCGAAAACAUAACUGAAACAUUUUGAUUACUGUUAAACAAGAUACACUGACGCAAUCUGAAAGUUCUUUUAAAAUGAAUCUGCCUUACACGAGAAAAAAAAAUAGAAAAAACCCUAAACUGUUGAAUAUGUAAUUUUUAUUAUAUCUGAAUAUGAAAAAGUAACAUCAUAACUGAUUGAAAAUAAAUAUGCAAUAACAAAGUAAAAAAAAGGUCAACUAUUAAACAAUAAAACAAGAUCUAACGAUAUAAAA